AUGAGGGAGGAGCAUGAGGAGCUGGUGGUGAAGCAAGGGAAGCCGUAUGUCUUUGAUAGAGUGUUACCUCCCAACACAACCCAGGAACAAGUUUAUAAUGCCUGUGCCAAGCAGAUUGUUAAAGAUGUCCUGGAAGGCUACAAUGGCACAAUCUUUGCCUAUGGACAGACAUCAUCAGGAAAAACACACACCAUGGAGGGAAAACUGCACGACCCUCAGCUCAUGGGAAUCAUUCCAAGAAUUGCACACGACAUCUUUGAUCACAUCUACUCCAUGGAUGAGAACCUGGAGUUCCACAUAAAGGUUUCCUACUUUGAGAUAUAUUUGGACAAAAUAAGGGACCUACUGGAUGUGUCAAAGACAAACCUUGCUGUACAUGAAGAUAAAAACAGAGUCCCAUAUGUUAAGGGUUGUACAGAAAGAUUUGUGUCUAGUCCUGAAGAAGUUCUGGAUGUCAUCGACGAAGGGAAGGCCAACCGGCACGUGGCCGUGACAAAUAUGAAUGAACACAGCUCCAGGAGCCACAGCAUCUUCCUUAUUAACAUUAAACAAGAGAACGUGGAAACUGAGAAGAAACUCAGUGGGAAGCUUUACCUGGUGGACUUGGCUGGAAGUGAGAAGGUCAGCAAAACUGGAGCGGAGGGAGCUGUUCUGGAUGAAGCUAAAAAUAUCAAUAAGUCUCUGUCUGCUCUAGGCAAUGUGAUAUCUGCCUUGGCAGAAGGAACUAAAACCCACGUUCCAUAUCGAGACAGCAAAAUGACCCGGAUCCUUCAGGACUCCCUGGGUGGGAACUGCAGGACCACCAUUGUCAUCUGCUGUUCCCCCUCGGUGUUCAACGAGGCAGAGACCAAGUCCACCCUGAUGUUCGGCCAGCGAGCCAAGACCAUCAAGAACACGGUGUCUGUGAACCUGGAGCUGACGGCCGAGGAGUGGAAGAAGAAGUAUGAGAAGGAGAAAGACAAAAACAAGAGCCUAAAGAAUGUUAUCCAACACCUAGAGCUGGAACUGAACAGGUGGAGAAAUGGAGAAGCUGUGCCAGAGGAUGAGCAGAUCAGUGCAAAGGACCAGAAGAACCUGGAGCCUUGUGAUAACACCCCCAUUAUUGACAACAUCACCCCCGUUGUCGCCAGCAUCUCCACGGAGGAGAAGCAGAAAUACGACGAGGAGAUCGCCAGUCUCUACAGGCAGCUGGAUGAUAAGGACGAUGAAAUCAACCAGCAGAGCCAGCUGGCUGAAAAACUAAAGCAACAAAUGUUGGAUCAAGAGGAGCUUUUGGCCUCCACUAGGAGGGAUUAUGAGAAGAUCCAAGAGGAGCUGACCCGUCUGCAGAUCGAGAACGAAGCGGCGAAGGACGAAGUGAAGGAGGUGCUCCAAGCCCUGGAAGAAUUAGCUGUCAAUUAUGACCAGAAAUCCCAGGAAGUGGAGGACAAAACAAGGACCAACGAGCAGCUGGCUGAUGAGCUGGCACAAAAGAGUAGUGCCCUGACAGCGACCCAGAGGGAGCUGGGCCAGCUGCAGGAGCUCAGUAACCACCAGAAGAAGAGGGCGACAGAAAUCCUGAACCUGCUGCUGAAGGACCUGGGGGAGAUCGGGGGAAUCAUCGGAACCAACGACGUGAAAACAUUCUCCAUGAACUGCUGCAACGUGGGUCGUUUUCCACGGGGUCCAUCCUUCAGGCACAGCUCCAACGUGGGUCCCACACCGAGGGGACUCAAGUCCUUCCUCCUUGAUGUGGGACAGCACCUGAAUUCCGAGGAAACAGGCCGUGCUGCUCACAUCUCACUGCUGUUCUCCUUGUCUCCACAGCACGAGGCGAAGAUCAAGUCCCUCACAGACUACAUGCAGAACAUGGAGCAGAAGAGGAGGCAGCUGGAGGAGUCCCAGGACUCUCUCAACGAGGAGCUGGCCAAGCUACGUGCUCAAGAAAAAAUGCACGAAGUCAGCUUCAAGGACAAGGAGAAGGAGCAUCUGACCCGGCUUCAGGAUGCAGAGGAGAUGAAGAAGGCCCUGGAGCAGCAGAUGGAGAGUCACAGGGAAGCCCACCAGAAGCAGCUGUCCAGGCUGAGGGAUGAAAUCGAGGAGAAGCAGAAAAUAAUUGAUGAAAUCAGAGACAUGAAUCAGAAGCUGCAGCUGGAACAAGAGAAACUGAGUGCUGAUUAUGAUAAAUUAAAAAUUGAGGACCAGGAAAGAGAAAUGAAACUGGAAAAGCUCAUACUGCUUAAUGAUAAAAGAGAACAAGCAAGAGAAGACCUUAAGGGGCUGGAGGAAACAGUGGCAAGAGAACUUCAGACUCUUCACAAUCUGCGUAAACUGUUUGUCCAAGAUCUUACCACCCGCGUUAAAAAAAGUGUUGAGCUUGACAGCGACGAUGGAGGUGGGAGCGCCGCGCAGAAGCAGAAGAUUUCCUUUCUUGAGAACAACCUGGAACAGCUUACAAAGGUUCACAAACAGCUGGUUCGUGAUAAUGCAGAUCUUCGUUGCGAGCUUCCUAAGCUGGAAAAACGCCUUCGAGCUACGGCAGAGAGAGUUAAGGCCCUGGAGAGUGCACUGAAGGAGGCCAAGGAGAACGCCAUGAGGGACCGCAAGCGCUACCAGCAGGAGGUGGAUCGCAUUAAGGAGGCCGUGAGAGCCAAAAACAUGGCCAGGAGAGCACACUCUGCUCAGAUUGCCAAGCCCAUCCGCCCUGGCCAUUAUCCAGCGUCUUCUCCGACGGCUGUCCACGCCAUCCGAGGGGGAGGGAUGUCCAACUCCAGCUACUACCACAACACCAAAUAGGCGAGAAGUCAGUUCCACUUAAGCAUGUUAAGGACUGUCAUUAAGUCACUAGUUUCUUUUCUGCCCCUCUUCGACCCGACCCACAUCCCGUUCAUCCUGCGCUUCCUCCGGCCAUCGGCAACGCACCGGUCCCAGGUACCCCGAGCUUCGCAGGACCUCCACGUGUACAGAAGUGUCCAGACCCUUCUGCAAUGUAUUGGACAUUCCCAUCUCAGUAAGGAUUAGGGAGUCUGCCACUCCGAGCCCACCUUGGCGCUGGUUUAGGUUGGCGCUUCCACACUCAGAGCGAUGCUUUCUUUUUUUUUUUCCGAGUCCUCCGUUGCAUCGGUAAAUCCCGACUUCUGGCAUCAAGGAAUUAAUUAUUCACUGACCAAGUGCCACCAAAGGCAGGUGAUUGUGCUCUGUCAUGACUGAUUUACUGUAUAAUAUACAUAUUAUUUUAUAUUUUUAGGGGAUGAAAAUGUGCUGCUAUAUGGUUUUCGUUUUACUUGCUUUACAUUUUCAGAAGGAAAUUUCCCCAAAGAACCAUUUGUAAAAUCCCGAGGGAACAAAAAAAAAAAAAACCAAAAAAAAAUAAAUAAAAAUCUUUGGACUGUGUAAAAUAAUCUUUAUUGCAGUACCUGGUAAAGAUCAAACGGGAUGCAGAGAAAUCUGUUAGUAUAGAGCUAGGAUUUGAAGUUUGGUAAUUCCAUGAAUAUUAUCUGUGUGACCUAUUUUAAAAUUAAGAUCCGAGCUGCUGCUUGUAGUUCUCCCGACGGUGGUGGGUUUUCCUGGAGUGUGUUUGUGAGCGUUGUUCCCUAGGAAGUUUUGAAGGCUUUUCAGAAUGCUGUGGAAAUCUUGUCUGGGAAAAUCUGACAAGUGUUUCCCCCCCUCUCCUCCUCCUUUCCCCUUCCCACAUGCCUUUGGGAAUUCAGAUCCCGGAGGGAACAGUCCCCGACCAGAAAGGACGUAGCUUAAAGGAACAAAGGAAAAGAAAAUCUCCCAAAUCCCAGAUACUCCCUUAAAAAAUUAGAGAGUCUAGAAGGAGGUGAGAGUUGUACACUCGAGCUGUCCUUUGCAGGCUAAAUUUGGGAAUACAUUUGCAGGGAUGUGAGGAGCACAUUCCAAGGGGAAAAGAAUGUUUUUGUAGGUCAAUGUAUGCAAAUCAUCCUACGGAUGGUGCUCACCGAGGGAAGGACGAGCCUUUCCUGGAUCUCUUUUUCCAGCCAGGCAGCAAAUUCCCAUCUUCCCAGCAAGGGGGCACUGGAAUCUCUCCGGGAAGGUGCUGCUCCUCCUCCUCCCUGCCUGCACAUUCCUCCCGGGGCAGGUGACACGGUCGGGCUUAGGGAAGCCGGGAUUCCAGGAAGGUUAGGCCGAGCAUAGCCCUCUAGUCUUCUUUUGCAGACCUUUGCUCUUAUUUAAUUUGAGAUUGGUUGGUUGGUUGGUUGUUCUUGGUUUUUUUUUUUUAAUUUCUGAACCUGUUUGUUAGUAAGAGUAGAAUUAUUCAGUUACUUAGAGUGUUUUGGAAGAUUGUGAGUUGACUUUAGAUAUUUUUUUCUACUGAAACUUAAGUUGUUGCAAAGUAAGUUGGGGCUUAAUUUAACUGGUUUGUUUUUUUUGUUGUUUGUGGUUUUUUUUUAAUGUUGCACUAUUUUGGGGAGCGUUUUGCUAAACAUAUUUAAUGAAGCUGCAAAUUUGCAUGUAUUUAAUUUAUUUUGUAUUUUUCAAAGUUUUAUAUUUUCUUUCUUUACGUGCAUGUGCACUGCCAGAAGAAUGAACUGUGAACUUGCCAUAUGCAAUCUUGAAUAAAAUCACUAAUCCACAACUACUCUGUGCUAUCUUACCAGCUGCUGGAAGCUGAAGUUUCUACUCUGAACUAAUAAUCCUCUUGUUUUGGUUCUGAAACAGCUGUUUUGGGAAAGAUACCAAACUUAUUUGCUGUCAAAAGAUUUUUGUGUCGUAGGAAAACUUUUUGUUCUGUCUUUUGAAUUGGGAGUUUGGUAUGGAAUUGUAUUGUAGAUGCAAUAUUAGCUUAAAAAAAA
Manacus vitellinus (golden-collared manakin) is the source of this 4796-nucleotide messenger RNA. It is a transcript of the gene KIF5C, whose product is annotated as kinesin family member 5C. The transcript is spliced from 25 exons. Lineage: Eukaryota; Metazoa; Chordata; Aves; Passeriformes; Pipridae. Gene Ontology annotation, biological process: microtubule-based movement. Bases 1 to 2775 code for a protein of 924 amino acids. Gene Ontology annotation, molecular function: ATP binding; microtubule motor activity; microtubule binding. The record is from RefSeq and is a predicted model, not a curated record.